Gopherus flavomarginatus (Mexican gopher tortoise) is the source of this 3603-nucleotide messenger RNA. It is a transcript of the gene ITGB5, whose product is annotated as integrin subunit beta 5. Gene Ontology annotation, cellular component: integrin complex; focal adhesion; cell surface. Lineage: Eukaryota; Metazoa; Chordata; Testudines; Testudinidae. The transcript is spliced from 13 exons. Bases 141 to 2183 code for a protein of 680 amino acids. The record is from RefSeq and is a predicted model, not a curated record. Gene Ontology annotation, biological process: cell-matrix adhesion; cell adhesion mediated by integrin; integrin-mediated signaling pathway. Gene Ontology annotation, molecular function: integrin binding.
AGUAAUGCGCACCCGGCAGCCCGGGCUCGCUGCCUCCUGCCGGCCAGGCAGCUGCGGCUCCAGCUGUGGCCGCUGCUAGCUCGGCGGGCUCCUCUGCCGGCCCCAGCUGUAGCACAACCCCCCCUCCAGCUGCAGGCACUAUGCCCCGGAGACGGGGGCUCUCUUCCCCCAGCGCCGCCUGCCUCUUCAUCCUCUCCUCCCUGCUCCACCACCUCAGGGGUCUCAAUAUUUGCACAAGUGGAAGUGCUACUUCCUGUGAAGAGUGCCUGCUCAUUCAUCCAAAAUGCGCUUGGUGCUCCAAAGAGGAAUUUGGCAGCACAAAAUUCAUCACAUCGAGGUGUGACUUCGUAGAAAACCUGAUUACGAAUGGCUGUGCAGGGGAACUUGAGACUCCCAAAAGCAGUAUAAACAUAGUGGAGAAUCUUCCUCUAAGUAGCAAGGGCUCCAGCUUGACCCUUUCAGAUGUUACACAAAUAAUGCCUCAGAAGAUCUCGUUGAAUCUGCGGCCUGGUGACAAGACCUCCUUCCGAGUGCAGGUUCGUCAGGUAGAAGACUAUCCUGUGGAUUUGUAUUACUUGAUGGAUCUCUCGCUAUCCAUGAAGGAUGACCUGGAUAACAUUCGGAAUCUGGGAACCAAGCUGGCUGAGGAGAUGAGGAAGCUCACCAGCAAUUUCCGGUUGGGGUUUGGGUCAUUUGUGGACAAAAAUAUUUCUCCUUUCUCCUACACAGCUCCGCGAUAUCAAAACAAUCCUUGCAUUGGUUACAAGUUGUUUCCACACUGUGUCCCAUCCUUUGGAUUCCGCCAUCUCUUGUCCCUCACGGAUAAAGUGGACCGUUUCAAUGAAGAAGUUCAGAAACAGAAGGUUUCCCGGAACAGAGAUGCUCCAGAAGGUGGCUUUGAUGCAAUCCUGCAGGCUGCUGUGUGCAAGGAAAAGAUUGGCUGGCGGAAAGAGGCCUCUCAUUUGCUGGUCUUCACGACGGAUGAUGUGCCGCACAUAGCACUGGAUGGGAAGUUAGGUGGACUGGUCCAGCCACAUGAUGGCCAGUGUCACCUGAAUGAGGCGAACGAAUACAGUGCGUCCAACCAGCUGGAUUAUCCUUCGCUGGCACUGCUUGGGGAGAAACUGGCUGAAAACAACAUUCACCUCAUUUUUGCUGUGACAAAAGCUCAUUAUAUCCUUUACAAGAAUUUUACAGCGCUAAUUCCCGGAACGACAGUGGAGAUUUUACAUCAAGACUCCAACAACAUUAUCCAGCUGAUAGUCAAGGCAUACAAUAGUAUUCGGUCUAAAGUAGAACUAACCGUUUGGGACAAUCCUGAGGAUGUCAGCUUGACCUUCACAGCUACGUGCCAAGAUGGUUUGUUGUAUCCUGGACUCAGGAAGUGUGAAGAGCUCCAAAUCGGAGACACGGUUUCCUUUGAGGUGUCUGUCGAAGCUCGGAGCUGCCCUGCUGAGAACACCUCACACAGUUUCACCAUAAAGCCAGCUGGGUUCCGGGACACUCUGGAGGUGGAGGUUGCUUACAGCUGCACUUGUGGAUGUAUGAAGCAGAUGGAAUGGAAUAGCAGCAAGUGCAGUGGGAAUGGGACUUACACAUGUGGAUUAUGUGAAUGUGACUCAGGCUAUUUGGGAUCCAAGUGUGAAUGUGAAGAGGGAGAGAGCGGGAACAUGUAUCAAAACAUGUGCCGGGAGGCUGAAGGCAAACCUGUCUGCAGUGGUAGGGGGGAAUGCAGCUGUAACCAGUGCAUCUGCUACAAGAGUGAGUUUGGAAGGAUCUAUGGGUUGUUCUGUGAGUGCAAUGACUUCUCCUGUGCCAGAUACAAGGGUGUCCUCUGUUCAGGCCAUGGAGACUGUCACUGUGGGGAGUGCAAGUGCCAUGCUGGUUACAUCGGAGACAACUGCAACUGCUCAACAGAGACUAACCGUUGCAUUUCGAAUGACAGUCAGAUGUGCAGUGGCAGAGGCAACUGUGUCUGUGGGAAAUGCCAAUGCACCGAGCCCGGAGCCUUUGGAGAGACGUGCGAGAAAUGUCCUACCUGCCCAGGUGCCUGCAGCACUAAAAGGGACUGCAUUGAGUGCAUGUUACAUAACUCAGGAGGGCUGGCUGAUAACCAAACCUGCCCAAAACACUGCAAGGAUGAGAUCAUUACACGUGUGGAUGUCCUCACUUUCCAAAUUUAAGAGAAAGGAAAAGAAAAAUGGCUGCCUUUUUAACCUGCAAAGGAUGGUACUGUCAAAGGGAAACAUCAUGUCAGUUUUUAUAUUUGCCCUGAGUAUCUUCCUGUUACAUGCACCACUGAGUGCAGGUUUAACCUCUUCAAAAUAUUUGUGUGCGUGAUCGUUAAUUAUUACUUGUGUUACGCUAGUGCCUAGAAAUCCCAACCAAAGCACUGUAGGAACACACGGGGUAUGUCUACCUUGCAGUCAGAGGUGUGAUUGCAGCUUGGGAUACGCCCCCUGCCUUUAAUCUAGCUAACAUGGCUAAAAAGAGUGAGUGGUGGCCCGGGCAUCAGCAUGGCUGGAACCCUGGGGAUGUACUCAUGUUCCUAGCCAUGGGGGGGGUCUGUGCCACUGCAUCUUCACUGCUGCGUUUUAGCCACACUAGCUAGAUUAAAGGUAGCAUGGGCAUGCCUACUCGAGCUGCAAUCACACCGCUGAUUUGCAGGGUGAACAUACCCGUAGUGAGAUCUCCAGGGCAAGGACCAUCUCUUACAGCCUAAAUAGGGCAAACGCUGGGAGGGGAAGUGCCUUGCCUAAAGUCAUGUAGUAAGCAGGGGAUUAGAACCCCAUUCUCCUGAUGCUCAAGAUGGUGCCCUGCCCACCAGACCACAUUGGCUCUCUGAUGUGGCCAUGUGGGUAUCUGUAGAGUGCCUGUCACUGAAGGAUGUCAGCACUGAGUAUUUUCAUCUCUCCAAAUCUUCAUGUUUGCUAGUGCUCUGUUGUUCUAUUUAAACCUCAACCUUCCCCACAAAUCACAAUCAGAUUGCGCUCAUUUCCAGGCCCUCUUUGUUUUGUAUUUUUCCCCAACUCCUCCAGUAUGUGAAGGGAAGUGCUGCUGAACUUGCAAAGGGAUUUUUCAAGGGUUCUGAUUUGCUUGACCUUCUUUCAGAGACCCAUAUUAAUUUCUCUGUUUGUAUGAAGUAGGCUAAACCCACCCAAACAUUUCCUUCACAGCCAUUUACUUGUAUUCAUAGAAGAGCGUCCAGAUGAUAGAUACAAAGCUAAGGUACCGUGGUUGGGUUGUGGGUUUUUUUUCUUCCCUCUAGUGUUAAUGGUUUCUUCUAUUUCAGCUAUUUGAAUUGUUCCAUAAUGUGCACCAUAUGUACCAACAGGAAGCUCCUCAUAUUUAAAGGAAUUCAAAGUCCCCAGAGUUAUAGAAUUCCAGAAAACACAUCCACUUCUGGGGCCAGAUCUUUGAAUGGUAGAGGCUUUUCUUCCUGCAGAAAGAAAACAGCUGAACAACAAAUGUCUGAACAUUAUAUCACCAUGUGGAGAUGCCAUACCACCAAAUACUAGAGAAUGUCUUCAGUGUUUAACGUAUGUUUGAGAUGCACUGGGCUCUUACACUGCUAACAGAACCUCAGGAAUGUUUUUCAUUUCA